CUCCCCGAGUCCGUGUGACUCCGCACCGGCCCGCAGCCCCGGCCGGCCCCGCUGAGCGCCAUGGCCCUGCUGGAUCUAGCCAUGCAGGGCUUCGCCGUGUUCGGCUUCAUCUUGUUCUUCGUCCUGUGGCUCAUGCACCUGAUGUCCAUCAUCUACGUGCGUCUCCACCUCCAUAAGAAGAGGUCAGAGGUCAAACAGUCAUUUGGGCAGCAAGCAGGCGUUUCCCUCUUGAAGCCUCUGAAGGGCGUUGACCCAAACCUCAUCUCCAACCUGGAAACCUUCUUUACUCUGGAUUACCCCAAGUACGAGAUCUUGCUCUGCGUCCAGGACCAGGACGACCCCGCGGUCGAGGUCUGUAAGAAGCUUCUGGGAAAGUAUCCGAAUGUCGACGCUCGUUUAUUCAUCGGGGGGAAGAAAGUAGGAAUCAACCCAAAGAUCAACAACCUGAUGCCAGGUUACGAAGGAGCCAAAUACGGGCUGGUGUGGAUCUGUGACAGCGGCAUCAGAGUGAAACCUGACACCCUGACAGAUCUGACCAAUCAGAUGACAGAGAAGGUGGGACUGGUCCACGGGUUACCUUAUGUUGCCGACCGGCAAGGCUUCGCUGCCACACUGGAGCAGGUGUAUUUUGGGACGUCUCAUCCUCGAUCCUACAUCUCGGCGAAUGUGACGGGGAUAAAGUGCGUGACCGGGAUGUCGUGUCUCAUGAGGAAGGACGUGUUGGAUCAGGCCGGCGGGCUGGUCUCCUUCGCUCAGUACAUCGCUGAAGAUUACUUCAUGGCUAAAGCCAUCGCAGACAGAGGCUGGAAGUUCUCGAUGGCAACGCAGGUGGCGAUGCAGAACUCAGGCUCUUAUUCCAUUGGCCAGUUUCAGUCCCGUAUGAUCAGAUGGACUAAGCUGAGGAUCAACAUGCUUCCUGGCACCGUGUUGGAGCCCGUCUCCGAGUGCUUCCUGGCCAGCCUCAUCAUUGGCUGGUCGGCUCAUUACGUGUUCAGGUGGGACAUGAUGGCGUUCUUCAUGUGUCACUGUUUGGCCUGGUUCAUCUGUGACUACAUUCAACUCACUGGAGUUCAGGGCGGCGCUCUCUGCUUCUCGAAGCUGGACUUUGCCGUGGCGUGGUUCAUCAGAGAGACGAUGGCGGUGCAGAUCUUCCUGUCGGCUCUAUGGGACCCGACUAUCAGCUGGAGAACCGGUCGGUACCGGCUCCGCUGUGGCGGCACCGCAGAAGAGAUCCUCGAUGUGUAGUUGCCAUGGCGACCGGCUGAGCCUUCAGCCUCGUCCUCCUCAAAGACUGAUUUUGUUUUUUUGUUUUUUAUGGAACGUGUGUGUUUUUAACUAUUUAUGCUCCUUUGGUGCUAAAACUAAAUGAUGCCAGAAUGAGCCAAUGAGAGUACAGGAAGGAAGAAAGAAAAACAAGUAAAGUGAGAGGGAGUGACGCAUCGCACUGAAUCGUCUAAUCUGUGAUUGGACGAGAUGAAGAAAAAGACAUCAGCCAACUGGGCGGGGCUUAAAAACCCCUCUUCUCAUUGGUUGAUUUAUCUUUGCUUCAAUUUUCGUGUUUCAUGAAGUUUUUUAUGGAAGCAAAUAACGGCCCCAAAAAAAAUGAAGAGAAAGGUUGUGACUGAAACUGAAUUUAUAGUAUUAAAAUAUUUUACUUUGAAAUUCAACCAUUACAAAAACGGAUGGUUUUCAAAUUAAAAUGAAACUGGUUGUUAAUUCUAAAUGUUGUAGUUCAUGUCCAGCAGGUUGCAGUUUCUUAUUUUACAGCUGGUAUUUGUACCAAUUGAAAAUUGACACUUUUUAAAAUUUAUUUCAAAAAACUUAACAUUAAAUGAUUCUUGGGAUAAAAAAAGAAAAAUGAUGCUCAAAGUCGGAAGUGGCAGAAACAUUCAAAGUUUUUUGUCUCCUCGUUUCCAAAGUUCUGAUCUGGACUUUGUGGAGGUUCUUCUCGGGGCUUCAGGUUCUGAUCCAACACAAACAAGAAGCGUCGAGAUGAGAAUCACUUAUUUAUAAAACGAACGUGAAUAGAUUCAACUAAAGGCGUGCGAAAAAACGAUCUGAAUAAUUUACUUACGAAUUCAGACAUACAAUUUGUAUAAAAAAAUGUCGAAUCAAAAGUCUGAUCCGAAAAACUUUUUUUUGGUGAUCAUUAGAGAAAUGUCUUUGUUUCGUCCUUAUAAGAACUUUUGUUACAAACUGUUCAUCAAUAACUCAGAACUGUGACGUCUUUUUUUUGUUAAUAUAAAAUAGUUUAAACAAAAUUUAAAUGAGUUAUCAGUCUGGUCACCAAGCGAAGCUGCAUCUUUUUUCGUUUGUGAAGUUUCUGUCGCACAUGACGUAGUGAAAACAUUUGAAUUAUCUCAAUAAACAAAGCAGCCAAUCAGAAAAGAGAUGUUAGCACUGAACAAGUUUCUUUCAUGUUUCAUGGUCGUAACAUUUCACGAAAGAAAAUCACAUUUCUGAAUAUUUGCGUUGCAGUCGAACACUGUGUGUGUGUGUGUGUGUGUGUGGACAAUCGCAGCAGCAUUGCUUUACUGUUAGCUUAGCCACAGGGGGUUUGGUUGAUGACUUCGAUGAGUCGGACAAACCCGAGACGCCGUCGUCCAGAAGGAAGUCGAGUUAUUUGUUUGUUGUUUUUUUAUGAUUGACCUGCUGUCGUCUGAACUGACCGAUCGUGUGAAGUCGGGAACAAUAAAGUUUUAUCCUUUCAAAGAUGAA
Pleuronectes platessa (European plaice) is the source of this 2718-nucleotide messenger RNA. It is a transcript of the gene ugcg, whose product is annotated as UDP-glucose ceramide glucosyltransferase. The transcript is spliced from 10 exons. Gene Ontology annotation, cellular component: membrane. Lineage: Eukaryota; Metazoa; Chordata; Actinopteri; Pleuronectiformes; Pleuronectidae. Gene Ontology annotation, molecular function: ceramide glucosyltransferase activity. The coding region runs from base 61 to 1245 and encodes 394 amino acids. The record is from RefSeq and is a predicted model, not a curated record. Gene Ontology annotation, biological process: glucosylceramide biosynthetic process.